Messenger RNA from Drosophila subpulchrella, 1714 nucleotides. Its product is annotated as G-protein coupled receptor Mth-like. Gene Ontology annotation, molecular function: G protein-coupled receptor activity. Gene Ontology annotation, cellular component: membrane. Bases 117 to 1415 code for a protein of 432 amino acids. The transcript has 9 exons. Gene Ontology annotation, biological process: G protein-coupled receptor signaling pathway; cell surface receptor signaling pathway. Lineage: Eukaryota; Metazoa; Arthropoda; Insecta; Diptera; Drosophilidae. The record is from RefSeq and is a predicted model, not a curated record.
CUCUGGAAGUCUUGAACCAGUCAUCUCAAAACCAUUGUCGUGAACUAACAAAACAAAAAAGUUUUCGUGUGGAUCUGAAAUAUCCUUGAGUCCUUAAACUUUUUUUUGUGGUUAAAAUGCGGAUUUUUCUGGGGUCGUUUGUCACAGCUCUUUUGCUGAUGAUACAAACUAUAAACGCGCAGUUUUUCGAUGGUUUUCCUGUCAGUUUAUGCUGUCUUCAAGACCAGGUAUUAAUAAACGGUGAGUGUUCCGACAUGACGGAGUGGGAACUGAACGAGAUUGAUUUUUCUGUGGACGUAACCCUCAAAAAUGGAUUGUUGGUCAAAAAAUACUUAAACCAGCAAUGGAAUACGCCCAUGUCCUGUGAAACUACGAAUAUGUUCUACAUGGACAACAAAACUGAAACGUAUGGGUAUACGUUGUUUGAGGAUGGAACCCUUUUGCGCCACUACGACAAGGUGGCAAUGAGUCGGUGGGAAUACUGCAUCCAGCCUCAGUUGCUUGAAGACGGAAGUAUUCGAGUUGUACCCCAUAUCUGCGAAGCUUCUAAAACAGGACAGACUGUCGUGAUGAUAAUAUCGAUGAUAUGCUUACUUCUGACGAUCAGCGUAUAUCUCUUAGUUAAGAAGCUGCGGGACCUAAUCGGAAAGUGCUUUAUCUGUUACAUGGGCUGCCUCUUUAUGGGAUACCUAUUCCUACUUUAUGAUUUGUGGGAGUUAUCAAAGGGCUUUUGCAUGACAGCAGGUUUCCUAGGCUACUUUUUCAUCAUUUCUGCGUUCUUGUGGCUGAAUGUCAUUAGUGUGAACUUCUAUAAUGAAUUCAGAGGUACCCCUUCAAAACUUCGAUUUUUGGUCUUUUGGACUUAUGUCUGGGGCACUGCGGUGGUCUUGACCGGAAUCACUUUUCUGGCCAAUAAGUUAGUAGAGAUCGACUAUUUGAAUCCUCGCGUUGGCAAAGAUGACCAUUGUUGGAUCUACACUCAAGAUUGGUCUGCGAUGAUCUACUUUUAUGGACCCUUACUUUUGAUAAUAGUAAUAAAUGUAAUCAUGUUUAUCAUGACGGUUAUUCAUAUGAUUGAAAUGAAUUACAACCUUGAGCACAAUCGAAAGGUGGAUCCGUCACCCAUCGUAAAGGAUUUCGCCUUCAUUCCGCGCCUCUUCAUUAUUAUGGGUGUUUCGUGGACUUUUGAAAUAGUGUCCUACUUAUUGAAAGGCAACCAAUUUUGGAAAAACGUAUUUCUGGUGUCUGACUAUUUUCACUGGUCUCAAGGUACCAUCAUAUUUGUGAUGUUCAUUCUUAACGGCUCAACGAUAAAACUUUUAAAGGAGAGGAUUACGGGUAAAGAUGAAAAAAUGGAGGUCCCUAAAAGCGAGAUCGCUCAAAAGGAUACAAAGUCCUACCAACGCGUGCCGUAACAGAACGCGAGUUAAAUCCAACUACGUCGAAGCUGAACGGUUCCGAACACAAUAACAACAAAUACGGCUGUAUAUAAAAUGUAUACAAGCUAAAUUACUUAUAAACUUAACAUUUUUUUAAAUUUAAUAUGAUUUUAUUGUUUAUAGGCAUAACCUAACUCUCGAUUAUUUCCAAACAAACAUUAAUUAUUAAUUCAUUUAGUUUUUUAAAAAUUUUCAAAUCUUUGUGUAAUUCAGUUAUUAAAAACACAUUUUUCUUUUGGAUUUCCUUUUAAGGAAAGAUCAAGACCCCACUUCAA